Messenger RNA from Stereum hirsutum FP-91666 SS1, 1673 nucleotides. RefSeq names its product mitochondrial processing peptidase. The record is from RefSeq and is a predicted model, not a curated record. The transcript has 4 exons. NCBI's taxonomy places the organism in Eukaryota, Fungi, Basidiomycota, Agaricomycetes, Russulales, Stereaceae. Gene Ontology annotation, cellular component: mitochondrion. Bases 22 to 1587 code for a protein of 521 amino acids. Gene Ontology annotation, molecular function: metalloendopeptidase activity; metal ion binding.
CUCGCCCAAACACCGUCCUCAAUGCGCAAAUCGUCGUACUCGCUCGCUCGUCGUGCUCUUCAUGCUCGCCAUGCAUCGACGGUACCCGUGAACCCUCCAGUACAGGUCACCACACUCCCGAACCGCAUUCGUGUCGCAACUGAGUCUACACCUGGCCAUUUUUCCUCCGUGGGGCUCUACGUAGAUGCAGGCUCGCGCUAUGAGAACCCUUCGACGUCGGGGGUCAGCCAUUUCAUAGACAGAAUGGCCUUCAAAAGCACUUCGUCCAUGACGGACGCAGAAAUGUCAACGGCAAUCAAUGCUCUCGGAGGCCAGAUUAUGUGCUCUUCCUCUCGGGAGACUAUCAUGUACCAGUCUUCUCAUUUCCACCAAGCGACUCCUCUGGCAGUCUCUCUCAUUGCCGACACUGUCCUAAAUGCGUCUCUUCUUCCCGAGGAGCUCGACGCUCAACGAGACGCAGCUUUCUACGAAACUCGUGAAAUUCGUGCGAAGCCUGAGAUGAUCCUCCCCGAAAUCCUUCACUACGUCGCUUACAAUAAUCAGGCUCUCGGCAACCCACUACUCUGCCCAGACGAGCGAAUAGACGAGAUCAAUGCACCGUUGAUACGCCAGUUUAUUUCGGAGUGGUAUCGACCAGAGAGGAUGGUCAUUGCUGGAGCGGGUAUGGAGCACGAAGCUCUCGUAGAAUUAGCGGACAAGUACUUCUCGUCACUAAAGUACACGCCGGUGGAGACUCCUUCACUAUCGACUUCACGGCAAAAUGCACCUGCACAGCAGGUCCCACCCCAUCUUCUCCCUUCUGCAUCCUCACCUGCGCUUGUCAAGUCACUCACUCGCGCAGCCUCAUCAUACCUCAACCCAUUCUCCCCUUCGCAACCACCCGCGUCUCCCACUUCUCUCCUCGGGUCCACAUAUACGGGAGGAGAGCAGUUCAUCCACGACCCCAACUCCGAGUUCAAUCAUAUAUACAUCGCAUUCGAGGGUGUGGGGAUUCACGAUGACGACAUCUACGACCUCGCCACAAUGCAAGUUCUUCUGGGUGGCGGCGGCAGCUUCUCCGCCGGUGGACCCGGAAAGGGCAUGUACUCCCGCCUCUACACACACAUCCUCAACCACCACCCUCAAGUCGAUCACUGCGCGUCAUUCCAUCACAUCUACACCGACUCUUCCCUCUUCGGGCUCUUCGCCUCAUUCGUACCCUCUCCCGGAGGCCGCCAUGGCAAUUCUCCCACACAACUCCUCCCUCAUCUCGUUCACCAGCUCAGUCUGCUCCUCUACCGCCCGGUUCCUUCUUCGGAACUCAACCGGGCUAAGAACCAGCUGAAGUCCAGUCUUGUUAUGGCGCUCGAGAGCAGGGCAGUGGAGGUCGAGGAUUUGGGUCGGCAGUUGCUCGUCCAUAACCGCAAGGUCCACGUCUCCGAGAUGUGCGACAAGAUCGACCUAGUGACCGCCGAGUCCCUCCAACGCGUCGCCACACGUGUCUUUGGGCCCGAGUCGGGCGGGAAGCCCACGAUCGUCACCAUGGGCCACGAAGACGUUAGGGAUGCGAAGGGCGUCUUCAAGAAGUACGACGUCGGGUCGGUCUGAGCUGUCUUGGCUUACCUUGUUUUCUGUAAAUUACUCACCAUAUCAUAUGCUCUGAUAUCACGCCGCACGCGGCACCCACACCCCAC